AUGAAAUUAACUGAAUCUUUCUAUUAUGAAGAAACUCGAGGUUUAUGUGGUCGUAAAGUAUUACGUGAAAUAGGUGAACAAGGUCAAACAAAAAUUCAUUUAUAUGCAUACGAAAGUUGGCCAAAACCAGCAUUAACCUCAUGUUGGACAAUUAAAACUGUUUGGUGGUCAAAAACAAAAUGUCACAUUAUUGAACAACAAGGUCAUCGAACUAGUAUUACAAAAGGUCAUAUGAAAUGUUUGGGUAAUGGUCGUUUGGAGAUAACUGGACAAUUUCAACGACAUACCGAUGCAGUCUUUCGUUUGGUUCUAUCAUCACAAAUAACUGCUGAUGAUGUAUCAGAUGGUUAUAUACUAUCAGGUGAUCUUGAACUUGGUGAUACAAAUGAUUCAAUGCAACAAAGUCAUUUUGCUGUAGUUAAACUUGAACAACAACAACAACAACAAAAUCAUUCUAUUAAUACAAUGAAUAAUUAUUUUAUAAAAGCACGAAGUAUAUUAUUAUUCGGUUGUGUAUAA
Adineta steineri is the source of this 519-nucleotide messenger RNA. Lineage: Eukaryota; Metazoa; Rotifera; Eurotatoria; Adinetida; Adinetidae. The record is from the annotation of a GenBank genome assembly.